AGAAAGUGAAUCAGUGACGUAAGCAUAAGGGGGCGGGGUCUCGGGGUGAGGAGCCAUGGCUUCAAUGAAAACUGAGCCCUCCAGUUUGGCCAAUGGGAAUUCAGGCAAGAGGGAAACCAUGAAGUCCAAGGGGACAAAAGAGUCUCGCAGUGAUCAAGAAGAGGGAGGAGAUGAAGAUCACUCGAACGGGCAAGCUGACCCUCUCAGAGAGGCCACUGAGCUGAAUGGGACCUAUGAAAAUAUGGACACAAAGAGAACUGAACAGAACCUGUCUGCACAAGGGUCACCAGCCCGAUCCUCAACCAUGGAGAACGGAUUGUCAGAGACUGAGCUGCCCCAUGGCUCUACAUUGGGCAGUAAUGGAUAUAUUCUAAGCAAACAGCAGGAAAACACAGUGUCAGCCCCACACAGGACUAACUGGUCUCCCAUAGGGGGUUCCACAUUGGGGCAUGGGACUAAAAGCUCGCCAACUUCAGCUUCAACAUUGCGACCACCAGACCAGGGUUCUUCAAACAGUGCUGCAAGCCCAGGACCGAGCCCAACAGAAAGACGAGCGGAAACAGAGACUAAAAACGGCACAGUAUCAAAUACACCCCCACCAAUAAUACAUCGCGCACGCAAAACUAUGUCAAGGCCGGCCUCAAACCAGACACUAAAGCUUUUGAAUAGGGAAAAUAAGGAGCCAGUCGUGGGGAAAGAUGACAGUUUAGGCAAACCAGAGACAGUGCAGCCUCAGCCAUCUCCAAUCCAGAAUCAGCUACCUCAAAGCCAAACUGACGCCACAUCUGUACUGAACACCACACCAGCCAAGCCACAAACAGUUGAACCCAGACCUGUCUCUCCCUCAGUAGCAGCCGUGUCAAGGAGGAAGAAAAGAAAGAUGGGAAUGUAUAGUCUUGUGCCCAAGAAGAAAAAUAAAGUUUUGAAACAAUGCACAGUUCUGGAGAUGUUUCAGCGUAUGUCCCAGUCUCCACCCAACCCUCAGCAGUCAGAGGAAGCCGUGCAUGUGAAUGGCGAGAGAAUAGAGAAUGAGUCUGAUGAAGAAGAGUCAGAGGACGGAGAAGACACAGAGGAGGAUGAGGAGCUGGUCAGAGAGGAUAGAGCCAAAGCCUCUCGGGAGGGACCCAAGAUAGAUUCAGUCUCUCAGCCUCUUGAAGAAGAACAGGAUUCUGAGGAGUCACCAGAGGGCGAAGGUGAAGAGGAAGGGGAUGAAUCAGACUUGAGUUCAGAGUCCAGUUUGAAAAAGAAAUGGAAAAAGAAAGUCAAGGGGGACCAUGCCUGGCUCCGACCAUCAAGGAAACGCAAGAGGAAAUUGAAAGCGAAAACAGAAGGACUAUCAGGAAUGGAGUCCCAGUCUCAAUCUGAGAGCCAGAGCUCCCCAUCAGCCCCUUCUGACAACAGGAAAGAGUAUAAAGAAGUCCCACUAGACUCCCUCAACCUAGCAGCACAGGAAGCCUUACUGACAUCUCCAAGUACAGCUGUUUCAGGGUCAGUGGAGAGCACAGACACCGACAUGGUGCAGGAACUGCCCCUUUGCAGCUGUCGAAUGGAGAUGCCCAAGAGCCGAGAGAUUCUCACGCUUGCGGACAGGAAGUGUAUGGCGACAGAGAGCAUUGACGGCCAGCUGAGCCGUUGUCAGAGUGCAGUGCUGAAGCACGAGAUGAUGAGGCCUUCAAACUCUGUCCAACUGCUGGUUCUGUGUGAGGACCAUCGUACGGGCAUGGUCAAACAUCAGUGCUGCCCAGGCUGUGGCUUCUUUUGCAGAGCCGGCGUCUUCAUGGAGUGUCAGCCAGAGGUGAACAUCUCCCACCGGUUUCAUCGAGCCUGUGCCUCGGUGCUCAACGGUCAGAGCUUUUGUCCACACUGCGGAGAGGAGGUCAGCAAGGCGAAAGAGGUCACCAUUGCCAAGGCUGAUACGACGUCUACUGUGCCUCUCACCCACGGCUCCUGCGCGCCCACCACCUCAGAGGGCAAAGCAGACACCACCACUGGAGGGUCCACUCGGCUCUCUAUUCUUGGAGAGGGCAAAGCAGAUAGCACCUUACCCAAACCUUCACGGUCACAGGACACAUCUGUGUCGCCUUUGGGCUCCAGAACCGGACCUGUAGGAGCUGGAUCUGGAACCGGACCUCCACCAGGAACCACUAAAGAAACUCUGGAAAGUGUCCUGCUGGCUCUAGAUGCAGAGAAACCCAAGAAGCUUCGGUUUCACCCAAAACAGCUGUACAUUUCUGCCAAACAAGGGGAGCUGCAGAAGGUCCUAUUGAUGUUGGUGGAUGGGAUAGACCCUAACUUUAAAAUGGAGAGCCAAAACAAACGCACACCGCUCCAUGUAGCAGCUGAAGCAGGUCAUCAGGAAGUCUGCCAUAUGCUGGUGCAGGCUGGUGCAAACCUUGACAUGUGUGAUGAGGACCAGCGGACUCCCCUGAUGGAGGCCUGUGAGAACAAUCAUCUUGACACAGUACGCUAUCUUCUGAGGGCUGGAGCCAUCGUCUCUCACAAGGAUGUUGAAGGUUCAACAUGUCUCCAUCUUGCUGCUAAGACUGGACAUUUUGGCAUUGUACAACAUUUGCUGUCUACAGGCCUUGUAGAUAUUAACUGCCAGGAUGAUGGAGGAUGGACAGCCAUGAUUUGGGCCACGGAGUACAAACAUGUAGACCAAGUAAAACUCUUGCUCUCCAAAGGGGCUGACAUCAACAUCCGAGACAAGGAGGAAAAUAUCUGUCUGCACUGGGCGGCAUUCUCUGGCUGCGUGGAGAUAGCUGAGAUUCUGCUGGGUGCAAAGUGUGAUCUGAACACUGUCAACAUCCACGGAGACUCACCGAUGCACAUAGCGUCACGGGAGAGCCGGCUCGACUGUGUGAACUUGUUUCUGUCACGAGGUGCUGACAUAAGCCUUAAGAACAAAGAGGGAGAGACGCCCAUGGAGUGCUGCAGCCAGAACUCGAAAGUUUGGACCGCCCUUCAAGCCAGUAAAAAGCAGAGAGAAGCUAACAGCAACCAGACUGGCCCUGUAGAGAAGCUUCUCAACAGGGACAUCGCCAGAGGCUACGAGAAAGUCCCCAUCCCGUGUGUGAAUGCGUUGGAUAGCGAACCCUGUCCUGACAACUACAAAUAUGUCCCUGAAAGCUGUGUGACAUCCCCAAUGAACAUUGACAAAAAUAUCACCCACUUGCAGUACUGUGUCUGUAAAGACGAUUGCUCCUCAGCUAGCUGCAUGUGUGGCCAACUCAGCCUGCGCUGCUGGUAUGAUAAAGAGAGCCGUCUGCUGCCCGAGUUCUGCAAUGAGAAGCCACCCCUUAUAUUUGAGUGCAACCACGCCUGCUCCUGCUGGAGAACCUGCAAAAACCGUGUGGUACAGAACGGACUGAGGAUAAGACUACAGUUGUUCAGGACGCAGAUGAUGGGAUGGGGUGUCAAGACGUUACAGGAUAUCCCGCAAGGAACGUUUGUUUGCGAAUACGUGGGUGAGAUCAUCUCUGACGCUGAAGCAGAUGUCAGAGAGAAUGACUCCUAUCUUUUCAGUCUGGACAGCAAGGUGGGUGAUAUGUACUGCGUUGAUGCACGUUUCUAUGGCAACAUCAGCCGCUUCAUAAACCAUCACUGUGAGCCGAAUCUGUUCCCCUGUCGGGUGUUCACCUCUCACCAGGACCUCAGAUUUCCUCACAUCGCGUUCUUCGCCUGCAAGAACAUCAGUGCUGGAGACGAACUUGGGUUUGAUUACGGUGAUCACUUCUGGGACGUAAAAGGGAAGCUGUUCAGAUGCCAGUGUGGCUCAUCCAAAUGCAAGCACUCAGCCACUGCCAUCGCCCAGAGACAGGCAGAUAGUACGCCGGGAGACCAGCAGCCCAGCGCCUUGCCCGAUACCAGCUCGUCCACCCCAUCCAGCCCCAGCUAAGCCCUCUGACAACCAUCUUUCUAGCAUAAAACAUCCGGUUCUCCUACUUUUACGGUCGCUUCCCAUCACCAGCACGGGUACCUCUGCUAUCUCUAAUAAGACCAACCCGGGCCACUUGAUGCCACACCCACAGUGCCACGUUUAGCUCUGCUGAUCUGAAAGCCUGAUUGGUUGAAACGGUGUAAGGGUUUAAAGUCUUGAAGGUGAGAGGUGCACAAUUGGACUGUUUUUUCAGGGUGUUCAGUACGCACAUUUUGUAUAGGUUUUUUUAUUGUCAUCCCGCCCCUUUGGACCACGAUACAUCUUGUUCGACAUCAUGAAAAGAGCUCAAAGUGGAUUUUUUUUUUUAUCUCUCUUGAGAAUGAACCUGUUUGAGCCAAUUUAUGGACUUUGCAACAGGUUUCCGUUGAGUACUACCUUAUUCUUGUCACACGGUGUUCUCCUGCCCGACUCGAACUUCUGCGCCAUUCGCGUACACACUUCUUGUCAUCUUUUAUGAACUUUAUUCUUCACGGUUUCGAACAGUCAAUUCCCAAAUGAGUUUCAAAUAAUGUUUGCAUCAAUUUGUUUUACUUUUUUUCUGAUUUUAGUUUUUGUACAUUCACAGAAUAUGCAGAAAAUUAUGUAAAGGUAUUCAAAGACCAACCUUUUUUUCCCAGUAGCCUUUUCUGAGUCAUUCAGUGGGCUGUAUUAACUUGAGAUGAGCUAUUGGCUAGCAAUCAUUGGAAUUAAGCGCCCGUCGAGCGUGUCCUCUGGUUCACAGACGCAGGACGUCAUGUCAGUGCUACCAAAAUCAUGAAAAGGCCUCUGAACAGGACAUUUUUGGCCUAUUUCCUCCCAGUAAUAAGCCCAGUUCUUAAGUAUAAAUGCGUUUUAAUGGCGAAUCGCCACUGGAAGUGCAAAUUAAUUCGGGACAAGUCUAAAAACAAGCCCUAUGGGUUAUUUCCUGCAUGUUACAGGCCUGGAUAGACACGGCUGUUGUUAAAUGCCAUAUUACUUGCACCCCCAUCAAUGCAAAUGCAAACUGUAAAAUAUUUCUAUAUGUACUUUCGGUCACAAUGAUGGAACCUGUUAGCAUGCUUUUGAGACAUGUGCUUUAGGAAUAGGACUGGAACGUUUCACUCUGGUGGAAUGAAAAGUGGUCGGGUGUAGGAAAACGCAAAUGGUGCUGAAAAAGGUUUUUGUUAUGUUAAUUUUGUAUUACUCACCAAGUGAAUACAAGUUGUAAAAUAUGGUGAAGAAGCAAGUGUUUCAUUUUUUUUUUUUCCCUUUUCAUUUGUAUUUUUAAAUUGGCAUCUGUUUUUUCUAACUGUAGUUUGACAAUAGUUAGCCUGCAUCGAUUUUGUUCCAUAAGUUCAUGUUGAUGGUGAAACUAUUACAGUCUUUUUAAAUGUUGAUAGUGUAGUCAUGUCCUUUGUGCAAAUCCAGACAUAGAGAUUCAAAACACUGCAAAAUGAGGGGGAACAACGAAAACGGUAACACAUUUCUGGACAGUGAAACAUGAUGCACAAUCUUACUGGUUGUGUUUUUCUUUUUCAAUAAAUUUACUACUCAUAAAAGAGAAACAUCUCUGUCACUGUUAUGAAAAAAUAACAUGAAGUACGAUGAUAAAUACUAGUUUUGCGAAUCUGGAACUAACAAUCUCUGCUGUUCAUCCCAUAACGCUUUUUGAGGAAGCAGAUAAUUCACGUUUUUGUCUUUGGAGUUACACUUUUAACCCAUGUGGCCACAAAUGAGACCCAAGGAGUUUUGCGAUGCAAAACAGGAAGCCUUUUGAUAAUUUAUCAAGAGGUGUUUUUUUCUUUCACUUUUAUAAACUCUUUGAUUAUUCUCUUCCUGAUUACUUGAGUUUUUGGUUGUAAUUGAUCCAAUGAAAUGUGAGCUGAUGAUUGAGGCCCUCUGACUUUGCCAAUAAAGGCUUUUAACUAAUGAGACAGGAAACCUGCUUUUCCGCAUUCCACAGUUGCAAACUUUAAGACCUGUUCACUAUUACAGCGGUCAGUACAGUUAUGAGGAUCACGCUUUGUGGAUACACAGUUACGCUGAGAAGCUGGAUCGUGUAAAUUCAUAGAGCUGCACAAGGUUAACAAAUAGGCAGGGCCAUGAAGGGGUCAACACGGCAUAACUCUGACUGGAAGGAGAGAAAAUCCACUGUUAUCUAUGGUAGGAUGUUCACUGGGUUUGUCUUUCGAGGUUGCCGUGUCAUUAACUGGGUUGUGGAUUGUUAUUCAUCUGUAUCACAGUGAACUCUUCACUUAUUUUAAUGAUAGAUAAUGCUUUAGUGACAUUUAGUGGCAUUUAGGUUUAGUGACAUUAAAUGAUGAGCUGAGACUGAAUGUCUUUUUGUGGGUGAAUCUCACAAAAACAUGUCCAGGUUAUGUUACUAUAAAAGCU
Molecule: messenger RNA, 6292 nt
Organism: Sinocyclocheilus anshuiensis
Lineage: Eukaryota; Metazoa; Chordata; Actinopteri; Cypriniformes; Cyprinidae
Product: histone-lysine N-methyltransferase EHMT1-like
Exons: 27
Coding region: 56-3898 (1280 amino acids)
Biological process (GO): negative regulation of transcription by RNA polymerase II; peptidyl-lysine dimethylation
Cellular component (GO): chromatin; nucleus
Molecular function (GO): histone H3K9 methyltransferase activity; p53 binding; zinc ion binding
Source: RefSeq, a predicted model, not a curated record